This is a messenger RNA of Lindgomyces ingoldianus, 1287 nucleotides long. RefSeq lists its product as uncharacterized. Bases 1 to 1287 code for a protein of 428 amino acids. The record is from RefSeq and is a predicted model, not a curated record. Lineage: Eukaryota; Fungi; Ascomycota; Dothideomycetes; Pleosporales; Lindgomycetaceae. The transcript is spliced from 12 exons.
AUGAAGGUAAUAAUAGUAAUUCAAUCUCCUCACACCCUCUCCCCCAAAAUCAUCCUCACCAACCCCUCAUAUUCACCCUCCCCUCCAGUGCUCAAACACCACGACCAUAGCGUCCACAUCCCCACCCUCUCUCCCAACGCCCCCAGUCUCGGCAUGGUGCUUGAGCUCGCCGAAUUUUUCAAGCUACAUGACCCCAUCAAUGGACCCGUCACCAUUCCAAACAUAGGUGUCCGUAUUAUAAAUGCCCAGGAUAAAAUUAUGAAGAGACUGAAUGUCGCAUCGCCGAUGGCCAGCUGGGAUAUGCUAUACUUCCGGCUUAGGCGAAAAUUCCGACGGCCUAUUGUCGAGGUAUUAGAAGUAGCGUAUGAGACGAAGAAAACUGUUGUGAGCAGCGAGAAGAGGGGCGAGAAGGUAAUUGUUACAUAUACCAAGACUGGAGACCCUGAAUCAUUUGCGUCACAAAGUGGGAGUAUAGAAGCAAACAUUCUGAUCGGAGCCGAUGGAGCCAGUCUUACAGUCAAACGUUUGGUCUUCCGUAAUGCGGCGGGGGAGUAUGCUAGGUAUAUCAUAUUGCGAGGAUUAGUUCCAGAGCCGGAUAAAUACGCCAGGUACACCCACCGACAAAGUCGGGCUGCUUAUACCCCAUAUCUCUACCCAUACCUUGAUGGAAUAACUCUGACAUCCCCAAUAGCACUCUCGCCUCCGCAACCCUCAGCCGAAGCCACUACCACCGAUGGUCGGACCCACUCGGCAAAAUCCAGCGAGAAGUCAGGCCCUUCAUCUAAGUUGCGUCUGGCUACUACAACCCGCACGCUAGUUUCCGAGACGGCGAGGCCCUGCUUUGUAGGCGAUGAGCAGACACUCGUACGACCGUAUAUGGGUGUUGGUGCUAGCCGAGGCGCUAUUCAUGCGCUGGAGUUAGAGAAAAUGAUGCAAAAUUUUUGUGAGAGAAGACAGGGAAGUUGGGAAGUUGUGGCGAGGAACAUCAAGGAGUGUGUUGUAGAGAGAGUGGUUUUUCGGAGACUGGGGGAAGUGGUUAUGGGCAGCGGUGGUGCACUAGGGGAAAACACAUCAGUCGCCUCAUUGAUAUUAGGAGAUUCUGGGCAAAUCUUUGAAAUUCAAUUUUACUUGUUAGCCGAACCCCUAGCACAAACACUCGGUUACUUCUUGAUAAGCUUUCAAAGCCCACGCACGCUCAGCCCAAACCUAUUUAAACCUAAUAUGGCAGCCCAAGCCUUCAAACAUGUUAGAACGAAAGUCAACUGUCUUCUGUUACCGUACAGUUAA